Messenger RNA from Pseudocercospora fijiensis CIRAD86, 1707 nucleotides. RefSeq lists its product as uncharacterized. Bases 1 to 1707 code for a protein of 568 amino acids. The record is from RefSeq and is a predicted model, not a curated record. NCBI's taxonomy places the organism in Eukaryota, Fungi, Ascomycota, Dothideomycetes, Mycosphaerellales, Mycosphaerellaceae. The transcript has a single exon. Gene Ontology annotation, biological process: arachidonate metabolic process. Gene Ontology annotation, cellular component: membrane.
AUGUCAGCGGGCAUCGAAAACCCCGGGCUGUCGAGCCUCAUCGCAAUCGUCGUGACUACGCAUUCAUUAUGGAAAGAUCAGAAUGGAGACACUACAGACGUUGCGAAAGACCUCUGGAGUCUUCAAGCGGUGCUGGAAAAAUUCGAACGGAUCAAUUACGCGCAAGCAAUACAAUGCAUUGGCGAGUCACGACUUCGAGAGACCGUACAAAGUUGUAGCAUGGUUGUGAAAAGGCUCAGAAAAACGGCCCACGAGCACUUCGGAAGGAACCAUGGGAUGAGGAAACGCAUUCCGAGGAGACUAGAGGAAGAUAUGACUUUCAGAGAGGGGACGAAGAAGCUAAAGGCCUUCGUCUGCACAUUCCAAGCAUUCUACGAAACGGCCGCUCGAUCUGGCCCUGCUCCACGACCACAGGGCCUGAAUGCAGGCUCAAUUCCGAAGAGGAGUACUUGGUCUAACAAUGACAAUCCGAGUGCAAGGCCGACAUCUCCUCCAAUUAGAGAUGACCCUUGGCAAGGCCAAAUAGUGCUCAGCUUAGACGGCUCCGACCUGCGUGGAUUUGCGAUUCUCAUAGUUUUGCGGGUCCUCCUGGAGGAGAUUGAGGACCAAGAGAUACUUCGCGAUCCAUGGAUCAGUGAUAGCUACAGUUCACCGCGGUAUCAAGUCGCCGACGAGGAUACAUCGCGAUCAAGAAAAGGACGGCCUUCUUACGACCAUUUUCGACCAUGUCACUAUUUCGACUACAUUUGCGGCAGUGGCACCGGAGGAAUCGCAGCUGUCAUGCUUGGUACAAUGCGAUACAGCAUCCAUGACACCAUCGAUGUCAACACGGAAAUUUGGAGCGAAAUCUCUCCCGGCCUAUCUCGUGUAUUCAGAUCAAUGCCACAGAUUCCCACCAAGUCUCCCAAGUCGCAAAACUCAUUGGCAAUGAUGGAUUCACUGAGGCGAGCUUUAGAUGCGCCUGACGCCCAUCGAAUGAGAGCUGACGAGGGGAAGUGUCAAUCAAUAGUAUAUGUGGCAUACAAGCCCAGAAAGGGCAUCAUGCAAUCCUGGUCCAUCACUUCCUUUGAGCCUUCCGCGGUUGAGAGGCAACGGCGGCAAGCAGUUAGCCAAUAUAUCGACACCGAUAACAUACUUGUGAUCGACGCAUGUCGAGCGACAUCAGCAGCACCGAAGCUGUUCAAGAAAGUCGAGCUCGAUAGCGUGAAACAUGGCUCCUUCAGAGACGGCGGCCUGUACAGAUCCAAUCCUGCCGAGGAUGUAUAUCGCGAGAUCAAUACCCGGCAUCGUCAAGACGGCUCGACGGUGAAAGCCCUUCUCAGCAUUGGCGGACGCACCGCGCGAUCCUUCUCGGAAGAGGACGACAGAAUGCUUCGCGAAUGGCAGCGCAUCGACUCCUUCGAUUACGAUCGCAUACCUUGCGCGACGAGUGGCAAAUCUUUGAGGUCGAUCGAAGAACAAGCCGAGUCGUUGUGCCAGGAAGGCAUGCCCAUCCGGUCGACUCUCCGGAAAUGGGCUAUAUUGCUGGUGGAUAUUCGUCAUGAGAGAUGUCGGACUUCGAGAUGGGAAACCUACGCGGGCUUGAGCGCUAGCGUAGAACCUCUGUUCCCCCUCGAGACGGCCCAAGAUACGAGAGAGUUCGCAGAGCAAAUGAAAUGGAGCGGUAUUGAUGCAAUGAUGGUCGGAUCGACGCAGAGGACUUACUGA